AUGCCCCCAGGCGCCAGAUUUCGCGCCUUCAUCAUUGUAGCGAUCUUCUCCGCCGCCGCCGCCGCCGCGGCCCUCGAGUUCCGUGAGGCCCCGAAAUUCUACAACGCCGCCGGCUGUCCCCCCGCCGCCAACGCCUCCUCCGGCGUCUGCGCCGGCGACGUCCACGUGGCGAUGACCCUCGACGCCGCCUACCUCCGCGGCUCGAUGGCCGCGAUCCUCUCCGUCCUCCAGCACUCCUCCUGCCCGGAGAACGUCGCCUUCCACUUCGUCGCCUCCGGCGGCGCCGCUGCCCUCCGCCACGCCGUCUCCUCCUCGUUCCCUUACCUCCGCUUCGAGAUCCACCCGUUCGACGCCGCCGCCGCAGCCGGCCUCAUCUCGACCUCCAUCCGCGCCGCCCUCGACUCGCCGCUCAACUACGCGCGCAACUACCUCGCCGACCUCCUCCCCCACUGCCUCGGCCGCGUCGUCUACCUCGACUCGGACCUCGUCCUCGUCGACGACAUCGCCAAGCUCGCCGCCACGCCCCUGUCCGGCGACGCCGUCCUCGCCGCGCCGGAGUACUGCAACGCCAACUUCACGUCCUACUUCACGCCGACGUUCUGGUCGAGCCCGGCUCUGUCCCGGACGUUCGCCGGGCGGCGGCCGUGCUACUUCAACACGGGGGUUAUGGUGAUCGACCUCCAGCGGUGGCGGGCCGGCGGUUGCACGAGGCGGAUCGUGGAGUGGAUGGAGCUGCAGAAGAGGAUGAGGAUCUACGAGCUUGGGUCUCUGCCGCCGUUCCUGCUGGUGUUCGCCGGGAAAAUAGCUGCGGUGGACCACCGGUGGAACCAACACGGGCUCGGAGGGGACAACUUCCGGGGACUGUGCCGGGAUCUGCACCCCGGGCCCGAGGUCUUUAAAAUGAUCACAAGAGAGACGAGAGAUCCUUUCUGA
Messenger RNA from Striga hermonthica, 933 nucleotides. Lineage: Eukaryota; Viridiplantae; Streptophyta; Magnoliopsida; Lamiales; Orobanchaceae. The record is from the annotation of a GenBank genome assembly.